UUUAAAGGGAAGACUGGGUGGGAAGGCAGCCCCAACAGAAUGAGCCAAAGAGAUCCUAAAUAAAACAAACACAAAAACCCUCGCCUGCAAGUGCUUCAACUUCAUUUUGUUCGAACCUCACCACAGCUUUGGCUGGCAAAGCUUAUGUGGAGAAGUUGUUGUGGAAGCCACCUAUAAAUACAUUGACCGAAUUUAUGGAGAAGCCUGCAAAUGAUGGAAGUCAUUCAGAACUGAUUUCCCAUUUUAAAAGUAGACCAGAGAAAGAACAUUUACCACAGCACAUCAGUGAAAAUCAUCUCAGCUGUCUAAAGCAGGGCAUCCUAAAUGAAAAGACUGAGUUGGAAGCAACAUUUAAGGAAGCUGAGUUGGCAACCUAUUCUGUAGAAUCACUUUUGCCAUGUAAGGACACCAUUGAAGAAAUUACUUUUGAAAAUAGUCUAUUACUCUUAAUAAACUUGAAGGCUUUUAAACAGAAGGAAAUAUUAACAAAAGAAUUAGAUACGUUUAAACGUGUGAAACAAGCUUUAGAACACCUUCUUAGAAAGACUGAAUACCAACAAAUAGGUGACAGUUUAUCCAGCAUAUUAGAGGAGCUAACUGAUAAUGAAAGUGAAAAUACUGAUCUUAAGAAGAAGGUACUUGAAAAGGAGACCUAUAUCCAAGAACUUUUAGGUUUGUUUCAGAAUGAAAAGGAAAAUGCUUUGAAAGCCAGCCGUUUUUCACAAUCAGUUAAAGUAGUUCAUGAACGACUACAGCUCCAAAUACAUAAAAAGGAAGCAGAAAAUGAUAAAUUAAAAGAAUACAUAAAGAGCUUAGAGACCAAGAUAGUCCAAUGGAACUUGCAAGUGAAAAAGAAUAAGCAUGAGACAGCAGCAAUGAAAGAAUCCAGUAGGCAAAAAGCUAUGGCCCUGAAAAAGGCAUCUAAAAUUUACAAACAAAGGCUUGAACAUUUUACUGGAGACAUUGAAAACCUUACUUCCCAGAUUAGAAACCAGGAAGCCAAGUUGUCUGAAGCAAUUUCAGCUUCCAAUGCCUGGAAAAGUCAUUAUGAGAAAAUCGUAAUAGAAAAAACGGAAUUGGAAGUUCAAAUCGAAACAAUGAAAAAGCAAAUCAAUAAUCUUUUGGAAGACCUGAAGAAAAUGGAGGACCAGGGAAAAAAUUCAUGUGAAGAAAUUCUUAGAAAACUUCAAUCAAUUGAAUAUGAAAAUGAAACUCUGAAUCUCGAGAAUACAAAAUUAAAGACUACAUUUGCUGCUUUGAAGGAUGAGGUUGUUUCCGUUGAAAAUGAACUCUCAGAAUUGCAAGAAGUAGAAAAACAACAGAAAAACCUUAUUGAAGUGUAUAAAGCUCAGAUACAAAAAUUGCAAGAAGCAGCUGAAACGGUGAAAAGCAGAUGUGAAAAUUUGCUAAGUGAAAAUAACCUUAUAACAAAAAACAAAAAUAAAAAAUUAGAGAAGAUGAGAGGCCAGAUGGAGUCUCAUCUGAAGGAGUUAGAACACGCCGGCGAUUCCCUGAAGGCGGCGGAAUGGAGGCUUCAGGAGUGUCAGGAGAGUCUGCAGCACUACAAGGGGACAUGUGCGGACCAGGCCCACACCAUUAGGGAGCUUCAGGGCCAGUUUGAUGGAAAUCACAAUCUUCUGACAGAGCUUUCUCUGGAAGAGGAAAAUUAUCUUAUUCAGUUAAAGUGUGAAAACCUUAAACAAAAAUUAGAACAGAUGGAUGCAGAAAAUAAAGAGCUUGAAAAGAAGCUGGAAAACCAAGAAGAAUGUCUUAAGCACAGCAAUCUUAAGUUUAAAGAGAAGUCUGCAGAGUAUACAGCAUUGGCUAGACAGCUGGAAGCUGCUUUAGAAGAAGGAAGACAAAAGGUUUCUGAAGAAAUAGAGAAAAUGUCAUCUCGAGAGAGGGCUUUACAAAUUAAAAUAUUAGAUCUGGAAACUGAACUUAGAAAGAAAAAUGAAGAACAAAAUCAACUUGUUUGCAAAAUAAACAGUAAAACACAACAUCAGGAAGUACGUUUGAAAGAAAUACAACAUAGUCUUGAAAAGUCGGAGAAUCAAAAUGAGAGUAUUAAGAAUUAUUUACAGUUUCUUAAAACUUCUUAUGUAACAAUGUUUGGAUAAAUUGUCGAAUUGAUUUUCUAUAAGCAACAGGUUUUUAUUGUGAGUCAAAAAAGUGAUUAAGUAAAAAAUACACUACCUGUUGUUAUACUUUA
Messenger RNA from Eptesicus fuscus (big brown bat), 2212 nucleotides. RefSeq names its product outer dense fiber of sperm tails 2 like (gene ODF2L). The coding region runs from base 195 to 2120 and encodes 641 amino acids. Gene Ontology annotation, cellular component: ciliary basal body; centrosome. Gene Ontology annotation, biological process: negative regulation of cilium assembly. The transcript has 18 exons. NCBI's taxonomy places the organism in Eukaryota, Metazoa, Chordata, Mammalia, Chiroptera, Vespertilionidae. The record is from RefSeq and is a predicted model, not a curated record.